AUGCGCGCCUUGAUGCUCGUCGAGCGCGUCAAGAGCUUCACCCAGCCCGACCUCGCUUCGUGCUUUGAGGUGCUCGUCAAGGUCGCUUGCAGCCCCAUCAACCCGUCCAACCUCUCACAGCUCCAAGGUCUGUACGAUAACUUUGGUCAGAUGCCGCUCCCGCAGGUCACGGGCGGCGAGGGCUCUGGCACCGUCGUCGCGGCCGGUGACAGCGCCUACGCCCAGUCGCUCAUCGGCAAGCGCGUCGGCACGGUCGCCAACCCCGCUGGCAUGUGGGCCGAGUACGUUGCUGUCUCGGCCGCCUCGUGCAUCCCGCUGACGCCCGAGACGACGUUCGAAGAUGGCGCGUCGUGCUUUGUGAACCCGCUCACGGUCGUCGCGUUUGUCGAGACGGCCCUCGCCAAGAACGUCAAGACCAUCGUGCACACGGCCGGUGCCUCGGCCCUCGGCAAGAUGCUCGUGCGCCACGCCAAGGAGCACGGCGUCAACGUUAUCGCCGUCGUCCGUCGCCAGGAACAGGCCGACACGCUCAAGGACAUUGGCGCCGAGUACAUUGUCGACACGUCCAACGCCGACUGGGUCGCGCAGCUCGAGAAGCUCGCGACGGAGCUCGGCGCCACGAUCGGAUUUGACGCUGUGGGCGGUGCGACGUCGGGCGCAGUGCUCUCGGCCAUGCCGGCCAACUCGGAGCUCUUCGUGUAUGGUGCUCUCUCGGGCGAAGGCGUCAAGGGCGUGAGCCCGCGCGACUUGAUUUUCCUCAACAAGAAGGUGUCGGGCUUCUGGCUCGUCACGUACCUCGGCCAGCGCGGCGCCGGCAUGGUUGAGAUGGUCGGCAAGGUCGCGAACGCGCUCACCAGCACGUUCCAGACCAAGAUUCGUGUCUCGUACCCGCUCGAGGAGGCUGCGGCGGCGUUCCAGGACUACUCGGCCAACAUGAGCAACGACAAGGUUGCGUUCAAGCCUUUCAACUAG
This is a messenger RNA of Saprolegnia parasitica CBS 223.65, 972 nucleotides long. RefSeq lists its product as hypothetical. The record is from RefSeq and is a predicted model, not a curated record. The transcript is spliced from 2 exons. Bases 1 to 972 code for a protein of 323 amino acids. Gene Ontology annotation, molecular function: oxidoreductase activity. NCBI's taxonomy places the organism in Eukaryota, Oomycota, Saprolegniomycetes, Saprolegniales, Saprolegniaceae.